This is a messenger RNA of Coffea eugenioides, 324 nucleotides long. RefSeq lists its product as uncharacterized. The record is from RefSeq and is a predicted model, not a curated record. Bases 1 to 324 code for a protein of 107 amino acids. The transcript has a single exon. NCBI's taxonomy places the organism in Eukaryota, Viridiplantae, Streptophyta, Magnoliopsida, Gentianales, Rubiaceae. Gene Ontology annotation, molecular function: nucleic acid binding; RNA-DNA hybrid ribonuclease activity.
AUGGUGAAUGGCACAUAUAAGAUUAAGAUUAACACUGAUGCGGCCAUCUCAAAUCAGUCGGUAAGAACAGGGAAAGGGAUCAUAGCAAGGAACUGGACGGGGAAACUGAUAAAAGCAAAAGGGAUAAUGGAACGCAAGAAUGGAACAACUAUGGAGGAAGAAGCUUUAGCAGUAAGAGCUGCGCUUGUGAUGGCCAAAGCUGCAGGAUGGACGAAAAUAGAAGUCCAAUCAGACUACAAAUCCGUGGUCGAUCAAAUUAAUGCAAGCAGUGUCCAUGACAUUAGCAUUGCAACAGUUCUAGAGGAUAUUGAGGAGCUGAAGUAA